AUGUCGUCGUUCGACUUUCUCUCCGCCGCUGGCGCCGGCGCAGCUGCUUCUCCCGCCGCUGGCUCGGCUUCGGCUCCUGCUCCUGGCGCUGCCGGCACGACCGACGCUCGCGCCGCUGCCGGCGCAGCUGUCACAGGCUCCUUGCGACCUUUGCUCUUGAAUGUGCUCAAGGCGAGGUGGGAGAAUGCUGCACCGCUCGCUAGCCGCCCGGCUGGCGUCGAGCCGUCUGCAAGCAUCGACGAGGCGCAAGCGGCCCUGUCCGGGCUCGUCUUUCCCCCCGGCGGCCAGACUACAUUCGUAGACUACGCGCGCAACGUCAUCGCACUGCGUCGCGAGUUUCGCAAGUUGUUCGGACUGCCGCUGGGCCCAUACGGCGUUGCGCCAUUGAGCGAGGAGGAGCGCGCCGAGACUGACGAGAGCACGCUCAACCCCAUCAAGCUCGAUCGCGGAGAGCCCAUUAUUCCCAGAGGAAGGACGCCUGCCUCGUGGCGAGAGUGUCUCGAGGCGCUCGAGGCGGACGACGCGCACAUCCGCGAGUGGCAGCACUAUGAGCUCGCCAUCAACGAGCAGUACUUCUGGGUCGCUGAGAGGUGCCGCGCAGAGUACGAGGAGCAUCAGAAGAUCCUCGAGGAGUGCCGCGCACAGCUCGAGGCGCAUCAGGACGUCGCAGUGAUCGACAUCACGAGUGCGGAGCCUUUGACGCAAGAGCGGGCGGACGAGGGCCUUGCGGGGAUAGUUGAGGAAGUGCAGGGAGUCAAGAAGACGCUUGCUGAGAUCGCCUCGCUGGUGGGCGACCGCCAGGCGCGCGACGCUUACAUCCGCAAGUGGGCGGAGCAGGAGCUCAUCCUGAGCGCGCAGCGCAUCCGCGACGCCAAGAAGAAGCUCGCAGAGGCAGAGACCAACACGGCGGUGGGAGGCGACAAGUCCGGCGAGCCCGCAGCACACGCAGCCUCGACCUCGUCGACGUCGUCGGAGCGCAAGCACGCCAAGUCUGCGUCGGCCGGCAAGCCCGCGGCACACGCAGCUUCAACGUCGUCGACAUCGUCGGAGCGCAAGCACGACAAGUCUGCGUCCAAGAUCCGCGACGACCUUCGUCGUCCCGCCAAGACGGGCGAGACCGAGGCCAAGGACGAGAAGCGCUCGUAG
This is a messenger RNA of Tilletiopsis washingtonensis, 1146 nucleotides long. RefSeq lists its product as hypothetical. Lineage: Eukaryota; Fungi; Basidiomycota; Exobasidiomycetes; Entylomatales. Bases 1 to 1146 code for a protein of 381 amino acids. The record is from RefSeq and is a predicted model, not a curated record. The transcript is spliced from 2 exons.